This is a messenger RNA of Pocillopora verrucosa, 1874 nucleotides long. RefSeq names its product potassium voltage-gated channel subfamily A member 2-like. Lineage: Eukaryota; Metazoa; Cnidaria; Anthozoa; Scleractinia; Pocilloporidae. Gene Ontology annotation, cellular component: voltage-gated potassium channel complex; membrane. The record is from RefSeq and is a predicted model, not a curated record. Gene Ontology annotation, biological process: potassium ion transmembrane transport; protein homooligomerization. Gene Ontology annotation, molecular function: delayed rectifier potassium channel activity.
ACGUCUGGCGAUUGGAUGUUAACCCAAGAUGCUACCUUACUAUGGAAAACCAUCAAAUUUGGAAACUUACCCGACAUCACCGAAGAUAUACCGUAGAGGAUUGGCGAAAACGUUCGUGCGUCGCGCACAGAGGGCCGACCCAGAGCGACAACUUAAUCCCUCGGAAGAUCCUGACGGUAUUUCUUGCGAGACUCUAUCCCGCAGGGAAAAAAAGAUACGAGUCAAUGUCUGUGGAAAACCAUACGUAAUCACUGUUCAACAACUGCUAAGAUUUCCUACAAGUUUGCUAGCAGAUCCAGAAAAAAGAGCACCUUUUCACGAUGAAGAGAACCACGAAUUCUUUUUUGACAGAAAUCGAACGACAUUUGAAAGCAUCUUUUACUUUUACGUAACAAAUGGAAUACUAGUUUUUCCGAGUAAAACGUUCUCGCUACAGCUUUUGGCAGACGAUUUUCAUUUCUUUGGCCUGUACGAGUAUUUGAGCUCGGAAGAAAGGCGACACAGUUUGCCAACUCCAAGUGCAUUUUUUCCAAAGAAAGUGAUAGCCCCAAAAUCAGUUUGUCAAAAAAAGUUUUGGGAAAUUUGCGAGUCUCCAGAUUCAAGCUUCGUCGCACGAAUCACAACGUUGUUUUCGCUGAUGGUAAUUUUGCUCGCCAUUGCUAUUUUGUGCAUUGAAAGUCUUCCAAGCGUACGAAACUCGAAUCUUGUUGAGGAAGUCAUAGAUAGUGGAGUGCACCUUAACAUCAGUACAAACCAAAACAAUGCAAUAGUGACCCACGAUAGCAAUUCCUUCACAGUGAAAUAUUUCACCUCAAGAGCUGAGGAAUUUUGCAUCGCCUGGUUCACACUGGAAUUAAUUAUUCGUUUUCUUGUUUCGCCAGAAAAGCGAAGAUUCCUGCUCAAAUUUCUAAACAUCGUGGACAUAGCCGCUAUUUUACCAUUCUACAUUUAUUUGGUCGUGUCCGAAAAGUCAAAAGCACCCCCUGUUUAUCUGAUCAAGAUCUUUCAUCUUUCAAAAAUAUUUCAAGUGCUUAAAGUCUCUCGCUACGCUUCAACGAUGAUAGUGCUUAAAAAAACUGUUACCGCAUGUCUAUCAGAUCUGUGGACGAUGGUUUCUUUAACUCUCACAGGAACCAUUUUAUUUGGGAUUCUUGUAUAUUACUGCGAAACUUGGGACCAAGAAACGGAAUUUCGAAGUAUUCCUCACUCGUUCUGGUGGGCUGUUGUGACAAUUACUACUGUUGGGUAUGGUGAUAUGGUUCCAAACACUCUUGGUGGGAAGAUUCUGGGUGGACUGUGCACCAUCUCAGGUGUUAUAUUCAUAACACCUCUUCUGCCGAUCAUUUACAAUAAGUUUGUCCGGUUUCAAAAACUGGAAGACAGCAAGCCGUUAUGUCAAUGUCGAUAAAGUGAACUGGUCACUAAAUUGAAUGCAAUGCACGUUGUGAUCACCUGAUGACAUGAUAACAAUUUACCUCACACUUUCUCGUAAGUUCCUCGUCUAGAGCUUCUAUUUCUGACGGGCCCUUUACUCCUCUUAAACCGACGUUACUCCUCUGGGCCCUUUGCCAGCCUCUGCUCAGAAAAUGAGCCAGAAUCGGGAGGAAAGAAGACAGGAUCCGAGAAAACGGCGCAAAUUUAGACUACAUUCCCUCUUAGGGUUCCAUACUGGUUUAAUUUUUAAUUCUGAUUGUAUGAGAAUAAUACUGAUGGCUCCAAACGGUAGAUAGCUGUGAACAACAGGAGUAAAUAAAGAGAUUUAUUCAGCUCGUAGUCUAUAAUUAAUCAAUUCUACAAAGAAUCAAUACUUUACACUGAGUGAUCGAUGCAAUCUUCAUAAUAAAAUGCAAUUUCACUAAAUACGAGGUAGCUUU